UGUUAUGCGGCUCCCAUUCGACGAUAAACAUUGCCAACUGACUGAGAGCGCUUUCAGAGAAGCAAGGCACGUCAGCGUGAAUGAGGCCGAAUUGUGUCUAGAGUCGCUGUUAUUUCUGCAAGACUAGAAUUAUUCUCCUAUAUUAAAGACACGCACACAGUGAUGAAACAUUUAAAAGGAGACGCAAACCUAUCGCUCUGACAUCGACCUUUACCACCGGAAACCCGUUAGCUUUGGCAGCUAACGUGAGCUAGCUAAGUUAGCUGUUACAUGUCCUGGUUUUUUUCCACGCAACUGACCUCCACCACAACACAGAGGUAGUGAGUAUCAUUUGCUUGCUAGGUUGUGGUCGUGUUGCCACUUUUAUUUUUCAUGUCCGCUCCCAUUGUCCCCGCGUGGUGCCCCUUGGACGGUUCCCGAAUAUGAUACAUAAUGAGUCAAAGAGAUACCUUAGUUCAUCUGUUUGCUGGAGGAUGUGGGGGCACGGUCGGAGCCAUAUUGACUUGUCCACUGGAAGUAGUGAAGACUCGUCUGCAGUCAUCCACCAUCACCCUCUACGUGUCUGAGGUUCAGCUCAGUACUGUCAACGGAGCCAGUGUGGCCCGUGUGGCUCCACCUGGGCCUUUGCACUUCCUUAAAUUAAUAUUGGAGAAAGAAGGGCCUCGUUCUCUCUUCAGGGGCUUGGGGCCAAACUUAGUGGGUGUGGCACCUUCCAGAGCAAUCUACUUUGGUGCUUACUCUACUGCCAAAGAGAAACUGAAUGGUGUGUUGGAACCUGACUCCACACAGGUACACAUGGUGUCAGCUGGAAUAGCAGGUUUUACCGCCAUCACAGCAACCAAUCCAAUAUGGCUCAUAAAGACCCGUCUGCAGCUGGAUGCCAGGAAUCGAGGUGAGCGAAGGAUGAGUGCAUUUCAGUGUGUCCGGCGGGUAUAUCAGACAGAUGGCCUGCGUGGCUUCUACCGGGGUAUGUCUGCAUCUUACGCCGGUAUCUCAGAGACUGUGAUCCACUUUGUGAUCUAUGAAAGCAUCAAACGCCGCCUCUUGGAGGCCAAGGCACCACAGAACAUGGAUGAGGAAGAGGAGACGUCCAAAGACGCCUCAGACUUUGUGGGGAUGAUGCUUGCUGCUGCCACCUCCAAGACGUGUGCCACAUCUAUCGCUUAUCCUCAUGAAGUGAUCCGUACCAGGCUACGUGAGGAGGGCACCAAGUAUAAGUCCUUCUUCCAGACUCUAAGAACAGUGCCCAAAGAGGAGGGUUAUCGCGCCCUGUACCGUGGCCUCACCACCCACCUGGUACGACAGAUUCCCAACACCGCGAUCAUGAUGUGCACCUAUGAGCUGGUAGUCUACAUCCUGAAUGGUUAAAGCUCCUCCCCUCCCUACCACCUCUCCCCCACUUAGACUGUACUUGUAACCCUGCCCCUGUUUAGAAAUGGUGAAAACAGAAUGAGAGCAACUGCACACCAGCCAGCAACCUGCUUGCCCGAAGCGGACAGAGACAGCAUGAUAACCUUUGUCUCAGUGACUCAUAUGGUUGUUAAAAAUAAGUUGGCAGUUUCGUUUUGUAACCAAAGGGUCUGGCAUAAGGGGGACGUUCCUCACAUUGGUUUGGGGUUCUGGGCUUAGCGGGACAAAGAACUGGCUGUCCUAUGUUCAUUUUAAUUCCAUCCUUUUUCUCCCUUCUGUUUUAUACUCUGGAAGCUCAGAUACAGAGUGUUGAAGAAAGAAUCUGAGUUAGAGUAUACUGCAUUCUGCCUCUAGCAGUACUAAUAAUGAAAAAGUAGUACAGUAAUUCUCGUCCUUACUACCUAUUGGAUAUAAGGCUAGCAGUAGGCUUUGCUGUCAUACUGCCCAUCUGUUUUUAAAAAUGUUAACAUCAUGCAGAAUUUUCUGCAUCCCUCACAGAGCCGCUGGAAGACCAGAAUAUGGCACUGAAUGGCAGUCGGUCAUGACGGUGUUUGACAAGGGCUCUCAAGUUAGUGAGGCAAAAGCAUUGCUCGAGACAGCAUAAAGGGAGGGGAACGGUGGAGGUAUGGAGACGUGCCUUGCAUGAAAAUGUGAUGUAGGCUAAGAUGCACAAUGGCUGUAGGAGGAGGCGGAGCUCUGGUUGACCUGUCUUAACAAAGAGCGUAGAAACGUAGAGUCGUACACUGGUACUGCGUGAUGUCGGGUGCUCUUAGUGAAACUUUCACAUAUCGUGGAGCUAGACUCACUCACCUAAAGGUUUUCAGUAUCCCUAAAACUGGUCCUCACAAUGCAGGAAUUUCCAUGCAUUUACAGCUCUUUACACUAAAUAUCUGCGUGAUCGAUAUCUGCUAGCAUAUGUGGUGGUAUAAGUGAAGUCUACAUUGUGACAUUGACAUCUGAACCUGGACAUGUUUGUGUUAACCAUGUGUGGAAGAAGAGUAAUCACUAACGUUCGAUGAAACUUGGGAAAAAAAAAAAAAAAAAUCCCCAAAA
Molecule: messenger RNA, 2463 nt
Organism: Scatophagus argus
Lineage: Eukaryota; Metazoa; Chordata; Actinopteri; Scatophagidae
Product: solute carrier family 25 member 36-A-like
Exons: 7
Coding region: 433-1368 (311 amino acids)
Biological process (GO): pyrimidine nucleotide import into mitochondrion
Cellular component (GO): mitochondrion
Molecular function (GO): pyrimidine nucleotide transmembrane transporter activity
Source: RefSeq, a predicted model, not a curated record